GAGGAUACAGAAGGGCAAAACCACAGAGAUAAUGACAGCGACGGAGCGCGAUGCUUAGACAUACAUCGGCGCUCAUUUUUGACACGAUUGCAGCAUAGCGAAGUCUGGACAUCGGACAAAAUCGUACGGCCUUACGCGUCAUUUGUGUUGCAUCCUCGACAGUUGUGGUCCAGCGAGAAUCUAGCGGAUAACGGGAGUGAAGGACCGGACCGAGCCGUUGCUUUUUUUUUUUGAACACCGAAAUGUGCUGAUGACACACAAAAGUCGUUGUUACGUAAAACCGACUGUUGUGUGAUGGUAAACUCGGGAUUUCUGCAGGUGUAUAGAAUAACCAAUCCCAUUAUCGGCUUUUAAUUGUGUUUUGGAGAGGCUGUUUCGCUUCUCUCCAUCCUGUCGGAUAAGCUACGUUGUGAGCUUUGGUCAACAAGGCAAAAGCAAGACUCACAUGGAUAAAUUCAGAAGCAUUUAUGGAACAUAAACAUGCUUGCAUGACCCAAGAUGGUGCCACUGUGAUGAAAUGUCUCUGAGUGAACACUGAAAUCACAUUUUGAGAUAUAAACAGCAUCAGGAACUGUUUUUAGAUCACAUUACAGAAACCACACUCUAGACGGCUAGAAAAACACAUCAGCUGGAAUUUAAAGAAGAAGUGGGGCAAGGAAGGUACAGAUAUGGAUGGUAAUAUGGGUGAGAUGUCCGUGCACAGCCACAUAGAGCUGGCACACAGUCAGGACAGCCGAGCCAUGCUGCACUCUCGGGAUCUCACGGCUGCUUUCCCUCGUCCCUCUCUGGGAGGCCCCGCCAUGGGCCUGGAGUCUGACCACCAGAGCCCCGCGUAUGACCACAGCAUGGCAACUCUGGGGUACAGCAGGGACCCACCAACCAGCUGUGGAGGCACCUACACCACACUGACACCCCUCCAGCCCUUUGAUGACAAAUUCCACCAUCAUCAUCACCACCAUCCCUGCCUGCCUGUGAGCAACGUCAUCGGCAGCUUCACUCUCAUGCGAGAAGAUCGAGGCCUGGGAGGAAACUACUAUACCCCGUACGGAAAAGACUUUGGUUUGGGACAGGGUCUGUCUCCACAGUUGGGCAGUGCAGGCCUGGAGACCGCCAUGCAUGGCUAUGGCAGCCUGGGAAGUCAGAAUGGACACAGUAGCCAGAUGCUUCCAGGUGGCCAUGAGGUCCAUAUGGGCAGCAAUGGGGGUAACAUCUGUCGAACAGCACCAGACUUCGGGAGGGAGAUGUCACCGCCCUCUCUGGGGGGCGAGCAUGGGGUCAGCCACCAGUUAAACAAAAUGGAUGCCCAUCAGCACACUCCCACCUACCACCCCCAUAUAUACAACCAGAGUUAUCAGCACCACCUCCAGAGCCAACAGGCUUCCAGACUCGGGGAUCUCCCCUCUUCUUCCCCUUCCUCCUCCAGCUUGGGAAGGGAGGGCAUGCUGGCCAGCUCACAGAACGGUGGCGGAGGGGAAGAGAUCAACACCAAAGAUGUGGCUCAGAGAAUCAUCAAUGAACUGAAGAGGUACAGCAUCCCACAGGCCAUUUUCGCAGAGCGAGUUCUGUGCAGGUCUCAGGGCACUCUGUCAGACCUGCUUAGGAACCCCAAACCUUGGGGAAAACUCAAGUCUGGCCGCGAAACCUUCAAGAGGAUGUCCCGCUGGCUACAGGAGCCAGAGUUUCAGAGGAUGGCCUCGUUACGUCUGGAAGCUUGUAAGCGUAAGGAGCAGGAGCAAUCCAAGCUAGAACGCAACCAGGGGCCCAAGCGUACCCGGCUAGUCUUCACAGACCUGCAGCGUCGCACUCUUAUGGCCAUUUUCAGAGAGAACCACCGACCGACUAAAGACCUGCAGAUCACCAUUUCUCAGCAGCUUGGCCUUGAGCUUUCCACAGUAAGCAACUUCUUCAUGAACGCUCGCCGCAGAAACCUCAACCGCUGGACCGAAGAGGGCCGCCCAUCCUCCACUGGCUCAUCGGGGUCCAGCACUGCAUCUCCAGCUGUGACCUGCUCCACGGCGUGAAGGGAAAAUGAGCCGUUUUUUGCUCUGCACAGCACAGGUUUACCUGUAGCUCCUAGAGUUUGAGAUUUUUAAUCAAGGGUGUUUUUGUAUACAAAUCAACAGCAUAUGAAACCAAAGAUGAAGUCUGAUGUUCGCAAUGUCUAGAUGAGACAGGAUAUGAUUGUAGAUUUAGCGUUGAUUAUUUUAGCUUUAAUCGCAAAGGAUUGGCCCGACACAUCAGGGCUUAUGAAAUCACUCACUAAUCAACAUAUUGAGGGUUAUGAAAAGCUACUGAAUAGAUAUUGAAUCUAUUAAUUUUGUAAUUCAUUACAGCGUCUAAAAUCAGUGCAAAUGUUUCUGUUUUUUCUUUGUUGAUCAUGACCGUCAAAAUGAUAUUUUUAGAGUUCUCGAAAGAGAGAGAGAUGAUUUUGCAACAAAUGGAAAAUGAAUGACCAAAGAAACAAAGAAGGAUGCAAAUGAAUCUUUCAGAGAUUCUUUUAAAGGGGAAAAACUACUGGAUAAAGAAGCUGAAACCAAAAUAUGAACAUUUUUUAGGAGCUUGUUUUCUUUGUAUACACCUUCGUAACAAAAAGCCAGGCCUCAUAGUCCAAAAAAGGCAUCUGCUGUGUGACAACUACAGUCUCAGCACAGGACUGGAGUCGCAUCCUCUCAGACAAUAUGAGGAGGAACUCAGCUAUGACUCUUUUAGCAACAGACUUUUAACUUGUUGGUGAGUUUCUGCUGACAGAAUGGCUGUGAAGAGGAAUCCAGGACGCUCUUGCAUACUUUCCAUUUGAUUUCAAAUGAUUCCUUAGAUGUCACACUGAGGAUGGAGAAAUCCAUUUGUUUUUGUAAAAAUUUCAAGCACACAAUCUGGCCGAUGGCUGUUCGUACCGGAAAAAGCUCAAAAUCUCGAAGAACCUGAUGAAAAAUACUCACAAAAAGCUUGAAUUGAACAUGAACUGAGAACCACUUUGUGUAUUUAUAAUUAUUUAUGUAUUUAUUUCCAAUCUUCUAGCUAUUUAUUUUAUUUAUUUGCUAGUUACCGUCAGUAUUUAUUUCACCGAGUGUUGUUUGUGUGUGAAAAAUGGCCCCUAUCUCUGAUAGGAGUCCCAAUACCAAAGAUGAAUAUUUGUCCUCCCUGAAUGUCCGACGUUUCUCAUCUCCUGAACGCUGUGUUAGUAUUUCGAUAUCCAAGCUAGCGUACCCAUCCAUGUUCAUCGUUCACAUGUGCUGCAUGUCUAGACCCUUUAGGCCACAGCCUGACCAAACAAAUCGAGUCUCAGCGUGAUCGUAAAACAGCACACAAGUGGCUGUGAAGUCGAGAUGAUUCUAUAUUUAGGCUGUUGAACUGUGAUCUCCUCACUGCAGUCCACAUUUACUGUACGAUGAUUGUACGUGCUGUGCCGUGGUCUCUCGGGUUGGGCCGUCGAGGGAGAGAUCGUCCCUUUUUCAAUGCUCUUUCACAUUCCCCCGUGUUUAACCUUUGCAGGGCAUGUAGCGAGGCCCCUUCACAGCACACACUUGAAAGAGGGCCCAUGAAAAAGGCCAUCGACUUUUGCCGACUUCAAAGAGGCCCUUUUUAUCUGUGUCCUCUCAGCGGCUGGGGCCGGAGCUCUGCACUCGGUAGGGCCCAUGGGCUUAGGGCGUUCACGGGGAGGGGUGGCAGAUCAGAGGCUAGCAGCAUUACCGAAUCACGGUGAGGAAGGGGAGGGGUGGUGAAUGGGAGUUUGGGGAUGUGAAUUAAAGUUUAAUGAGCGACAAUUGUAAGCGUGCUGCGCAAGGGGCAAAGGUGUGUGUGUGCGUCUCAACUCUCCAGGUCACCCUGUUGCAGCACUGGUGGUUAGCCGGGCCUCUCUUUUUGUAGAGAUGUAAUGAUUUAGGUUAUAAUAAUUUGCAAACUUACGCGGUAGAUGGUUAGAGAUCACUCGACGACCUGUAGCGUCCCGAAGAUCAAGUUUAGCAGAUCAUGGCAGACGCGUCUAACGUAAUUUAGUAUUUGGCGCCUCCCAGUGGACAUUUUGUUCACACGCUUACUGAGAGGAGCAUAAAUCACGCCAUAUUCUCGUAGUGUUCAACAUCUUCAGAUACAUUUGAAAGAGUUACUACAAUGUGUAAAUCUUAGGUGAUAUUUCCAUUUCGCCGUCCCACUGAGGGGAACCCGUUUGGCCAUUUUUGUUCUAGCCUACCCGACAGCUCUAAUUUCAUCGACCUCAACUGUGUGUGAUGUGUCGUGUAGCUGAGAUGUAACUGUACCAAAGAUCCCAUCCAUUCAGGGAGCGUCUGUGCGUUACUAUAGCCAAAUGUGCUGGAAUCAAUCCGUGAACACAACUAAAUCACAGCUCUACCUGCAGGCAGAGAGAACCUUGUUUGUCUGAGUGUGUGUGUGUGUGUGUGUGUGAGAGAGAGAGAGAGAGAGAGAGCGAUUGAAGAACAUUUAUCAGUAUAAAGACCAAAUGGGAAUGACAAUCGGAGCAAGAGAGAGGGUCUUGCUGAUCUUAUGAUUGCUUAUCCCUCCAAAAAGAAAAAAAAAAAGCCAAAUAAGUGUUACCAUGUAAAAGUGAGGAUAGAGACCAAAAUAAAUGUUAAAUAUGUUUGUCUCUACAAAUAUCAUGCAAUUAUGUUUUAGCUGUGUCAUAUGAAUCGCCCGAAUAAAAAUAUGAUUUUAGCAAACUUGAUUGUUGGAUCAUAGGCUGACAGAAUUCAUUCUCUCAAGGCAUUUUUGGCAUCUGGAGUUCCACUUAUUAACGGUUCAGAUAAACAGACUGAAAAGGUAGCAAGUGUUUUCUUUUUUCUUUUACCUAUCACUCAUUUAAAAUCUCUUUCUGCUGGUGUGAACAUCUGUGUCAUUUUAUGCCAUUCUCUCCCUUGUGUUACCUUAUGAAUGUGGCUAAUCAACCAAAGGUGUAAAAAUCACAGCAAUCUAAAUGUCAAUCAUAACUGGACAUUGUGUGCUGAUCUUGAAAAAUCCUUUAAUACCUCAUGUGAAACUGUUCGUUGUGAUGUUGCACUGAAUAAAACCAAGUCAUUUGUAAACAUACUGAAUAGAGUGAAAGCAUUUUUUUCUUUUAAAGCUUUACAAGAGAGAAAAAU
Molecule: messenger RNA, 5093 nt
Organism: Sinocyclocheilus rhinocerous
Lineage: Eukaryota; Metazoa; Chordata; Actinopteri; Cypriniformes; Cyprinidae
Product: hepatocyte nuclear factor 6-like
Exons: 3
Coding region: 669-2021 (450 amino acids)
Biological process (GO): regulation of transcription by RNA polymerase II
Cellular component (GO): nucleus
Molecular function (GO): RNA polymerase II cis-regulatory region sequence-specific DNA binding; DNA-binding transcription factor activity, RNA polymerase II-specific
Source: RefSeq, a predicted model, not a curated record